AUGGCCUAUAGGGUCCUGGGCCGCGCGGGGCCACCUCAGCCGCGGAGGGCGCGCAGGCUGCUCUUCGCCUUCACGCUCUCGCUCUCCUGCACUUACCUGUGUUACAGCCUCCUGUGCUGCUGCGACGACCUCGGCCAGAGCCGCCUCCUCGGAGCGCCUCGCUGUCUCCGCGGCCCCAGCGCAGGGGGCCAGAAACUUCUCCAGAAGUCCCGCCCCUGUGAUCCCCCGGGGCCGACGCCCAGCGAGCCCAGCGCUCCCAGCGCACCCGCCGCGGCGGUGCCCGCCCCUCGGCUCUCCGGUUCCAACCACUCCGGCUCCCCGAAGCUGGGUACCAAGCGGCUGCCCCAAGCCCUCAUUGUGGGGGUGAAGAAGGGGGGCACCCGGGCCGUGCUGGAGUUUAUCCGCGUGCACCCGGACGUGCGGGCCUUGGGCACGGAGCCCCACUUCUUCGACAGGAACUACGGCCGCGGGCUGGACUGGUACAGAAGCCUGAUGCCCCGGACCCUCGAGAGCCAGAUCACACUGGAGAAGACGCCCAGCUACUUCGUCACUCAAGAGGCCCCUCGACGGAUCUUCAACAUGUCCCGAGACACCAAGCUGAUCGUGGUGGUGCGGAACCCAGUGACCCGCGCCAUCUCCGAUUACACCCAGACGCUCUCCAAGAAGCCGGACAUCCCCACCUUCGAGGGCCUGUCCUUCCGCAACCGCACGCUGGGCCUGGUGGACGUGUCGUGGAACGCCAUCCGCAUCGGCAUGUACGUGCUGCACCUGGAGAGCUGGCUGCAGUACUUUCCCCUGGCUCAGAUCCACUUCGUCAGCGGCGAGCGGCUCAUCACUGACCCGGCGGGUGAAAUGGGGCGGGUCCAGGACUUCCUGGGCAUUAAGAGGUUCAUCACGGACAAGCACUUCUACUUCAACAAGACCAAAGGAUUCCCUUGCUUGAAAAAAACAGAAUCGAGCCUCCUGCCUCGGUGCCUGGGCAAAUCGAAAGGCAGAACUCAUGUACAGAUCGAUCCUGAAGUCAUAGACCAGCUCCGGGAAUUUUAUAGACCUUAUAAUAUUAAAUUUUAUGAAACUGUUGGGCAGGACUUCAGGUGGGAAUAAGCCACCAAGAUGCAAAGGCUCUUCUGCUGUCUCUUCCCUGAGGUUUGCCCUUAGAGACUAUGACCCUCUUCCCCGAGCAAACCCAGCCUCCAGCCUCCUUUCCCCACCUUGGGUUCCAUCAUCCUGGAACCAGGAAGCCCAGCUAAGGCCAAGAAUCCAGGGGUGCCUGCCGCUAGGUCUCCCAAGUCUGUCCAGGCAAAGUUGAUCCGCUUCUGGCAUGUCCAGUCAAUUCUGAAUCAUUUCCCUUUGGCCCGUAACAGGCCUUGGGAAAUUG
This is a messenger RNA of Equus quagga, 1378 nucleotides long. RefSeq names its product heparan sulfate-glucosamine 3-sulfotransferase 2 (gene HS3ST2). Gene Ontology annotation, molecular function: [heparan sulfate]-glucosamine 3-sulfotransferase activity. NCBI's taxonomy places the organism in Eukaryota, Metazoa, Chordata, Mammalia, Perissodactyla, Equidae. The record is from RefSeq and is a predicted model, not a curated record. The coding region runs from base 1 to 1104 and encodes 367 amino acids. The transcript has 2 exons.